AUGUCUUAUACGGUAACAUCGACACCAUCUCUUACUCUUCCUGUUACAAAUUCAAUUUCGCUUACGGCUUCUGAUAUUAAUUCUUAUCGUGAAAAUGGUUAUCAUGUUAUACCUAAUCUUCUUUCUCCUUCUCAACUUCAACAAUGGCGAACAAUCAUAUUCACUGCAGUAAAAGAUCGAGCAGAGAGAAAAUAUAAACUUCCUACAUCAGAUGAAGAAGAUCAUACCAAUGUUGACUUCGAUUAUUAUGAUAAUGUAUUCACACAGCGUAUUAAUUUAUGGCAAACGCACAAUUCUGUUAAAGAACUAUUAUUGGAAAGUGGAAGUGUUAUUGGAAAGAUUGCUGCUGAAUUAGAAGGUAUUGAUUGUGUUAGAAUUUGGCAUGAUCAAGCAUUAAUUAAAGAACCAUUUGCAAAUCCUACUGCCUGGCAUUUUGAUGUUACAUAUUGGUCGUUCACUUCUUUACAUGCAAUAAGUGUUUGGAUAGCAUUGGAUGAUGCAACAUUGGAAAAUGGUUGUAUGUAUUUUAUGCCUGGAUCACAUAAAGUUAUAGAACGUCAUUAUUAUGCAUCAAACAAUACAUUUCCGGAAAUAAAAAUCGGUAAAAAUAUGUCUGAUAUAUUUGGUACUUAUCCAGAACUAAAGCAGUGGCCAACAGUAGCUGUACCAAUGAAAGCAGGCAGUGCUUCGUUUCAUAGUGCUCUUCUAAUUCAUGGUGCUGGUCCCAAUAUGACACCAGGAAGGAGACCUGCAAUGACUAUUCAAAUGAUGCCGGAUAAUAUGAUUUUUAAUGGUAAACAAAAUAUUUUAACAAAAGAACAAAUGGAUAAAUUACAAAUAGGUGUCUCUGUUUUCAAUGAUGAUAAUUGUAAUCCCAUAUUAUAUAAAAAAAAUUAA
Rotaria sordida is the source of this 897-nucleotide messenger RNA. The record is from the annotation of a GenBank genome assembly. Lineage: Eukaryota; Metazoa; Rotifera; Eurotatoria; Philodinida; Philodinidae.